This is a messenger RNA of Eleginops maclovinus (Patagonian blennie), 707 nucleotides long. RefSeq names its product natriuretic peptide B (gene nppb). Gene Ontology annotation, biological process: neuropeptide signaling pathway; negative regulation of systemic arterial blood pressure; receptor guanylyl cyclase signaling pathway. The transcript is spliced from 3 exons. NCBI's taxonomy places the organism in Eukaryota, Metazoa, Chordata, Actinopteri, Perciformes, Eleginopidae. The record is from RefSeq and is a predicted model, not a curated record. Gene Ontology annotation, molecular function: hormone receptor binding; hormone activity. Gene Ontology annotation, cellular component: extracellular region; cytoplasm. Bases 63 to 461 code for a protein of 132 amino acids.
CAGCUUCCAGGAAAACAAGCUCAUUCAUCCAUUGAUACGACUAACAGGAACUCACAGGAAACAUGAGUCUGUUUUCCAUCCCCCUCUGUGGCUUCCUCCUCAUCUUAAACCUGCAGCUGUUCUGCACAUCUCCCAUCAGCCCCGGCCUCUCUGACGCUGACAUAGACUUCUUCAAGGUGCUCCUGAGCAGACUAGAAGAGUCUGUUUCCGAUGUGGAGCAGAGAGUCUCUGCAGAGAGGGACAUGGAGAGAAUGAGUACAGAGGAGGCAGCAGAUGGACAGCAGCACCCCCCCACUCUGGAUGAGGCAGCCAUCAGGGAGUUCCUCUCAGCAAAGAACCUGAAGAGCGUCCGUAACGACUCGACCAGGAAGUCAUCCGGCUGCUUCGGCCGGCGGAUGGACAGGAUCGGCUCCAUGAGCUCUCUGGGCUGCAAUACAGUCGGCAAAUACAAUCCAAAGUGAAGAGGAAGUCUUACCAUCCCAACCCUGGAACUGCAAAGUCUCUACCAAAAUAUGUUUUUAUUUGAAAGCUAUUUAUUUACUCAUAUUUAUUAAAUAUUGUUAGAUGCUAACGUGUAUUUAUUUAAAUUGGAAAUAAUAAUGAUCUUCAUGUACUGUUCAAUGUUUUAAUAAAUGUUUACAACUGCACAUUGAGCCUACUGUUGCUAAAGAAUAAUAAUGUACAGCAGACACACACACACACACACA